Messenger RNA from Lontra canadensis (Northern American river otter), 2284 nucleotides. RefSeq names its product WD repeat domain 93 (gene WDR93). The transcript is spliced from 18 exons. Gene Ontology annotation, biological process: electron transport chain. Gene Ontology annotation, molecular function: protein binding. Bases 120 to 2189 code for a protein of 689 amino acids. NCBI's taxonomy places the organism in Eukaryota, Metazoa, Chordata, Mammalia, Carnivora, Mustelidae. The record is from RefSeq and is a predicted model, not a curated record.
CCACGCUCCCGGCCCAGGUGGCUCUUUUUUGUCAUAUUGGGGCUCAGCUAGCUCCUCUGGCUAUGCACCAGAAACAUCACAGAUGAACCCUAACGGGUGAGCUUUUCCAAGUUUCCUAGAUGCUCCCAGUGCCAGCUUCUGUGAUGUCAACCCCCAGAGGAAGUCAAGUCUCCAGUUUUAUGAGAAAGGGGGUGCUCGAGGUGCCAUCCCCAACAGAGAAGGACUGGCCAAAGGAUGAUGAAGAUGAUUAUAUCUUCAUAGAUUUGGGUGAGGAGAUGGAUUCCCUGCCACAGCCUUACCGCAUGAUCAACAAGAUGGUGAACCUUCUGUUUGACAAGUGUUGGGAAGUUAUCCAGGAAAGGGAGGCACGGAGGGAAGUUGAGCUCAGCCAGACCCAGCCCACCACCUACGCUCCACUUAUAGAAAGCAAGCUCAACAAAAUGCCAAAUUGUAUGGCGAUUUCCCAAGACUAUGUCUUUAUUGGAGGAGCCAAAGGAUUCUCCAUCUAUAAUCUGUACAGUGCCAAACGAGUAUAUGGUUGGGAGAAACUUAAGGUGGAUGUCACUUCCAUCUGGGCCACAGAUUUGGGGAGUGAAAUACUUAUUGUUCCCGUGGAUGAAAUGGGCAUUGCUAGACUGUUCUAUUUUUACAAGGAUGGUCUUUUCCUCAUCAAAGCCAUCAAUGAAGCGGAUGAUGCCAGCAAGCAAACCACCUGUGUGAAGGUGGAGAUCUCUCAAGGAGGGGGUUUCGCAGCCUUCCUCCUACAAGGAGCUGGGGACACUUGGCUGGAUGUGUACAAAUUGCCCAAGGAGUCUUGGCUCAAGGAGGUGGAGCACCCCCAACCAGCUCUAAAUCCGAAGAAGAAAGUCAGACAGCCACAACCGAAUCCUCUUGAACCUGUGACUUCAGAGGAUUUAGAAACGGAUAUGAUGGUUUGUUUUAGAGGAGACAUUAAGUUGAGUCUUCCAGUUCACAUAAUGAAGAUCAAACCACCCAAACCAGUUACAGGUACCACGUUCAAAAGCCCCCUGGAAAUCUUUGCCAAGGUAGAGGACUACUAUGGCCUGGGCUCGGGGCAGAACCACUUCAUCAAGGACAGUCAGUGGGAGCAGCAGGCGGCCAUCUUGCACGCCUCAUACAGGAAGGACCCGGACACGGAGUGGGAGGAGGAGCCACUCAGCUUGGCCACAUUCCAUUUCCUCCUUCCCAGCAGCAUGAUUGCAAUGCCGGCAGAAGUCAAGAGCCCCUCGGGGGUAGCCUGUGUCCUUGGCAUACACUGGCCUGGAAAUCACAACUUCUUCCUCUAUUCACUUCACCGAACUCUGAAGGAUAAAGUCGACCCGGAGAGCGUGUGGCCCUGCGCCGCGCCCAUUACGGUCUCCCAGCUCAGCCGCACCUGCACCUUCCUAGUGCUGGCCUGCGAGGAUGGCGUGCUCACGCUGUUGGACCUGGCCGAAGGUUUCCCUCUUGGGGUCAUCGCUCUUCCCAAGGGUUGUUCCUGCCAGAGCAUUCACUUCAUGAAGUAUUUCUUAGUCCAUGAAGGAAAGAACAUGUAUCCUGAGAAUCCCUUGAAAUCCCAAAUGAAGUGUGUGGUGCUGUGCACAGACUCUUCUCUCUACCUGGUGACAGCCAGAGGGACCCAAGGACCCAGCGUCAGUGUGCUCGCUGAGAGGCCUAUAAAGCACCUGGAUGAGGCCAUCUGUGCAGUGGCCCCGGUCCAAGCCUUACCUGGCAUGUUGCUGCUCUUCUACGAGAACGGCUCUGUACAGCUCAUGGAUGUGGCCAAGCCUCAGAUCAUCUGUGCCUUUGCUCUACCCAGAACCUACCAUCUGGUGGUCCCCUGGAAGCCCUUGUUUGUCGUGUCUCUUCGACACCCGUGUUUCCUGCUCCGAGGAGACCAUCCCGACGAAACUGAAUCCAGCAACACCAAGGACAUCCAGAGUUCUGUUUUCUAUUUCAACCUCGAGGCCUACCCACUCCUGGAAAAUCUGUCCAAAAAUCACACCAUUCCGGAAGCUGACAUGACCGAGAACGCGGCCUUUGCCCAGGUGCUGCCCUUGGAGAAAAGAUGCGAGCGUUUCCUCCAGAAGAGGUUCCAGAAGCUGGAGAAGAAGGCGAAGGAGCAGGAGCACUGGACGCGGCUUCGCAGGUAUUCCUUGCUUCUCCAAAGAGAGAACUUCAGGAAGUGACCGGGCCGCUGCUCUGGGCUCUCUGAGAAGGUUGGCCGCAGGCAGGCUUCCCCCGAGGGUGCCCUGAGGCCAGGCGACGCGGGGACAGGGCUGCA